Messenger RNA from Aureobasidium pullulans EXF-150, 833 nucleotides. RefSeq lists its product as uncharacterized. Gene Ontology annotation, cellular component: Ragulator complex; late endosome membrane; membrane raft. The record is from RefSeq and is a predicted model, not a curated record. The transcript is spliced from 3 exons. Gene Ontology annotation, biological process: endosomal transport; regulation of receptor recycling; cholesterol homeostasis. NCBI's taxonomy places the organism in Eukaryota, Fungi, Ascomycota, Dothideomycetes, Dothideales, Saccotheciaceae. Bases 1 to 441 code for a protein of 146 amino acids.
AUGGGUAUCUGCGCGUCCUGUCUCGGGCUCAACCGGCAAGAAGCGCGCGAAGCGUCUGAGAGCGAAGGCCUCCUGUACGAGGAUGCCACCCAGCCGCAGUAUGGCACCGUUACUCCCGGCGCAACACUGCCAGAGCCCGAUCCGGAAGAGUUGAGAAGGGAACGCGAAGUCCUGGAGCGAAUCUGCGCCCAGACGUCCAAUGAACUCAUCGACGUCCUACACCACGACUCCAAACUCGCCGGCGACUAUCCCUACCUUCUCAACAAGCACUUCCCCCCGUCAUCUAGUGGUGCUUCUUCGCCCACGACUACCAUUGUCGACGAGAACGCCUGGCUUGCUGCCACCCAAGGUGCCGAGCGAGAACUCUGGGACGAAGUCAAGGGCCUCAAUCCUGGUGAACUCGUGCUCGAGUUGAACCCGCCGACCAAUACAACAAGGUGAUGCUCAGCACGCCGCAAUCUCUCCUUUGUCAAAAAGCAUGAUACCCCGUCUGCGAUACCCGGAUAAUCUCCUUGUUGUUCUUUUCCUUUCUAAUUAAUUCUCUAUUUGUUCCGCUCAUUUUGGCUGAACCGCCCUUUUAACAUCGUCUCAUUUUUUGAACAGACUGCUGUGCCCCAGAUCUCGUCUACUAUACUUUCCUGUAUCUCAGAUCCUCGCUGUAAUGGCUGCAUUCACAUAUUCCGCAAGCAUCUGCUUUGGUCACAUGGCCAUUAUGCGCUUCCACGGAUAAGAAAAGUACGCGUCGCGAAGAAUUAUUGUCCUUUCAGAAAUGACUGAGACUGGCGUCUGCGGGGUUCGCGAGCACGGUGUUUCCUCAGAAUUCGUCAGUUUGG